Scleropages formosus (Asian bonytongue) is the source of this 2625-nucleotide messenger RNA. It is a transcript of the gene cadm1b, whose product is annotated as cell adhesion molecule 1b. Gene Ontology annotation, biological process: susceptibility to natural killer cell mediated cytotoxicity; homophilic cell-cell adhesion; detection of stimulus. The transcript has 12 exons. Gene Ontology annotation, cellular component: neuron projection; synapse; plasma membrane. The record is from RefSeq and is a predicted model, not a curated record. Gene Ontology annotation, molecular function: signaling receptor binding. NCBI's taxonomy places the organism in Eukaryota, Metazoa, Chordata, Actinopteri, Osteoglossiformes, Osteoglossidae. Bases 55 to 1362 code for a protein of 435 amino acids.
UCGGCACUCGGCUCUAGGUGAACGGGCGCCGGCAGACCGGAGCAGGUGUUCAACAUGGCGAUGGCGGCCAGCGGAUCUCUCCUCUCGGCUCUCCCCUUACUGCUUCUCUCGGCACUUCUGCUCCGCAAAGGAGCAGCUCAGAUCCUACCAGUGCAAGGGCAGAACCUGGUGACAGAUGACAUCUUCGUGGUGGAGGGUGAGAUGGCCACCAUCAGCUGCAGAGUGAGGAACAACGACGACUCUGUCAUCCAGCUCCUGAACCCCAACCGGCAGACCAUCUACUUCAGAGAUGUGCGGCCCUUGAAGGACGGGCGGUUUCAGCUGGUCAACUUCUCAGACAACGAGCUGCGCGUGUCUCUCUCCAACGUGUCGCUCUCGGACGAGGGGAGAUACGUCUGUCAGCUGUAUACCGACCCCCCUCAGGAAGCCUACGCCAAUAUCACUGUGCUCGUCCCGCCGGGAACCCCGAUUCUAGAUCAGCCGGAGGACAUGGUGAGCGAGGGCAACGAGACAGAAUUGACCUGCACCGCCAUGGGCAGUAAGCCUGCAGCCUCCAUUCGGUGGCUGAAGGGCGACGAGGAGCUGCAGGGCGAGUCCGUGAUGGAGCAGACGUACGACCACAUGUUCACGGUCACCAGUCGGCUGUCGCUCACCGUGACCAGGGAGGACGACGGCGUCCCUGUCAUCUGCAUCGUGGAUCAUCCGGCUGUCAAAGACCUCCAGGCCCAGAUUGUCCUGGAGGUGCAGUAUAAACCUGAAGUGAAGAUCAUUGUGGAGUUUCCUGAGGGUCUGACAAGGGAAGGAGAGAACUUGGAGCUCACAUGCAGAGCCAAGGGCAAACCCGAGCCUCAGCAGAUCAAUUGGGUGAAGCUGGAUGAUGACGUGCCCCCGAACGCAGUCAUCACAGGCACGGACCUGCUCAUCGAGAACCUUAACAAGUCAUACAACGGCACCUACCGCUGCGUGGCAGCCAACUCCGUGGGCGAGUCCUACGACGAUUACAUCCUCUAUGUGUACGAUGCUCUCACCACCACCUCUUUACCCACCACCACCUCCACCAUUCUCCCAGAGAUCGUCCAAGAAGCUACGCCCAGCUCAGACCCUGCAGCCCACGAUUCACGAGCAGGUGAAGGAGUCCCACAGAAGAUGGAUCAUGCGGUUGUCGGUGGUGUGGUCGCGGUCGUGGUCUUCGCCAUGCUCUGCCUGCUCAUUGUUUUGGGACGAUACUUUGCCAGGCACAAAGGCACUUACUUCACCCAUGAAGCCAAAGGGGCAGACGACGCAGCGGACGCGGACACGGCCAUCAUCAAUGCAGAGGGCGGCCACAACAACUCGGACGAGAAGAAGGAGUACUACAUAUAACUCCGUCCCAUGCCGGACACUCAGCUGUUUUAGGGGUGGGUCGGGCGGGGUGGGUGGGGCGGUGCGGGGGAGAGAAGGAUUUCGACUUCAGCCUGUGCAUCUGAAGAGGAGAAGAGCGCUGACGGGGUGGGGGAAGUGGGGUUGGGGGGGCUCGGACUGAAGGGAGGAGGGGGGCCGGACCAGGAGCGAGAGGAGGAGGUCAUCAUCAGAAAUCACUGUAGAGAGCUUCACCAUUCAACACCCUCCAAACUGCUGCGAUGGAUCUUAUUUAGUUCAACCAUUUGCAGAAGAUUCUGUGCCUUGUUCUAUUUCUUUCUGACUUUUUAUUGAGUUUUUAUUUCGUUCCUCUGUGGCCAAUUCCCAAGCUCCAGUCCUUCUUGUGUUGCUGGCUUUGCUGUGAAGUCAGAUUACUGAACUCGUGUGCAUCUCAUUCUGGAUUCCCACAUCCCUCCCCUAGGAGCUGUAACCCUCUGUGCCGUGAGUAAGUUUGGGCGCAAGCAAACUUUGUCAGCAUUUGAAACAUUUCAGAACACAAAAUGCUUCGCUGCGCACUGUUGUUAAGGAAUAUUGCUUAAAGUGUUCAAGCGAAAGCUUUAGUUUAAUGUCAGAGUAAUUUGCCAUACUUCUCACCAGUCUUCUCACAGGUGGACAGGUUCAGAUUUUGCUUUCACGGUCCUUACUCCGUUCAGUUCCUGAAGAGCUUAUUAUAUUAUUUAUUUUUUGUAUUUCAAAAAGAGAAACCAGUGUAAAGUGUCUAAACAACAUUUGUACAAUCUAGAAUGUUUGUGGUACAAACAAGGUACAACAUGUUACAGCAAAUCUCUCCAGUGAGUUUGCAUAUGUUUUAUUAAAUUGUGUGUUGCAUAAAUCCCAACAGACACAGUAAAAACACAGGAGUGUAUUUUUUUCCUUAACAUCAAGCAUCUAUAUCAACAGAACCAAUGUGCUUGUAUGGACUUAUCUUUUUAUCACUGGUCUUCCUAAUUGAGAGGAAUGCUAUAUCUCAGUUGUGUUCAUAGAUUUAAAUCAGUUUGGGUUAUCAAUGCAGUCCAUAAAUAAGUGAAAAAAAAACACACACACACAUACACACACACACACACACACACACACACAUACACACACGGGAUCCUUUCAUGUCCAAUUUGAAAAAGGAUUGAAAUCAAACGGAGCUGCCCCUUUAUUCCUUUAUUCAAAUGAUCAAGUUAAUUUAAGGUACUUGAAUAUAUUCAUUAUUCAUACGAUAUAACAUAAUUAAACAUUUCA